Molecule: messenger RNA, 925 nt
Organism: Halteromyces radiatus
Lineage: Eukaryota; Fungi; Mucoromycota; Mucoromycetes; Mucorales; Cunninghamellaceae
Exons: 3
Coding region: 97-606 (169 amino acids)
Source: RefSeq, a predicted model, not a curated record
CGGGAAUCCAAAUGAAUUUCCUUUCCAAGGUGGCUUUUUUUGGGAGUUUUCAUUUCUAUUUUCUUUUUUUUUCCAUUUUAUUCAAAAAAUACUGACAUGCCUCAUAAACGUGCCAAAGCAAGCAUACGGAACGAACGUAGAAAAAAUAUCAAUCUUCCUGCACAGGAUUCUGACCUGAACCAUGAAGCCCCAAAGGGAUUUAUGCGACUAAUGAAAAUGAAGGAAGUCAUGGAACAAAAACGAAAAACCAAAAAGGAUCAAAACAAAGUAACCAAGGUAGAACAAAUCAAAAUUCAACCUGGUGAAAAGAUGAAGGACUUUGCACAACGAGUGGAACAUGAGUAUAGAAGUGAAAUGAACAAGGCAUACAAGGAAUCAAAACCAGUGACAGAAAGGAAGAAACGGAAUCGAUUGGCGAGAAAAGAAAAGGAAAAAAAUAAGAAACAACGACUGAUGGACAAGUAUGGUGGUAGAGAUUUUGAUGAUCUCAAGGAUAAUAUAAAAUUUGGUGAAGUAGCAGAAGCUCCUCCUAUCUUCAAAAAGCUUCCAAAAGCACGUGGACAAAAUAAAGCAGUAAGUAUAUACAAAAAUAAGAAGGAUAGAUGAUGACUAACACAUUUUUUAUUCAUAGUUACUGGAAGCAAAGACAACGAUACAAAAAGAUGAUACCAAGGGUGGUUACGAAUCUGAAGAAGAUGAAAAUAUGAAAGCUCUCAAGGCUUCACACAAACGAAAAUUGGCGAAUAUGAGUGCAUCAGCGAAAAAGGCAUUGGAAGAUGAACGUGAACGGACGAUCAGUUUAUAUCGAGCGAAGAAGGCGAAGAAUAUGGAAGAAUCUGGAUUGGCUCCAUCUUAUCAUUAGUUUUAUUCAUUUAGAAAAUUGUAUUAUAUAUCCAUCAAUAAACUGCAUUUAUUAUCUCAUUUU